Rhea pennata is the source of this 8826-nucleotide messenger RNA. It is a transcript of the gene ARFGEF2, whose product is annotated as ADP ribosylation factor guanine nucleotide exchange factor 2. Lineage: Eukaryota; Metazoa; Chordata; Aves; Rheiformes; Rheidae. Bases 137 to 5515 code for a protein of 1792 amino acids. The record is from RefSeq and is a predicted model, not a curated record. The transcript is spliced from 39 exons. Gene Ontology annotation, biological process: regulation of ARF protein signal transduction. Gene Ontology annotation, molecular function: guanyl-nucleotide exchange factor activity.
UAUGGCGGCGCCGUGGCGCUGGCGCGGGGGCCGCCGCUGAGGGAGCCGCGUCUCUUCCGCGUCAUGGGGCCGCGGCGCGGCCGGAGCCUCUGAGCGGCGGCGGCGGAGCAGCACCGAGCCCGAGUCCGGGGCGGCCAUGCAGCCCCCGGCCCGCGAGCAGGACACGCGCACCAAGAGCAUGUUCGUGUCGCGGGCGCUGGAGAAGAUCCUGGCCGAGAAGGAGGCGAAGCGGCCCCCGCACGGGCAGCUGCGCAGGGCCUGCCAGGUGGCGCUGGAUGAAAUAAAAACAGAGCUGGAAAAGCAAAGAGAAGGCACUGCCACUCCACCAAAAGCAAACUUCAUUGAAGCAGAUAAGUAUUUCCUUCCGUUUGAGCUGGCCUGCCAGUCAAAGUCUCCACGCAUUGUCAGUACUUCACUGGAUUGCUUACAGAAACUCAUUGCGUAUGGACAUAUCACUGGCAAUGCUCCAGACAGUGGAGCUCCUGGAAAACGACUGAUUGACCGAAUAGUUGAAACAAUUUGUAAUUGCUUUCAGGGUCCUCAAACAGAUGAAGGAGUACAAUUGCAAAUAAUUAAGGCUCUCCUUACUGCAGUAACAUCUCCAUAUAUAGAAAUUCAUGAAGGAACAAUUCUGCAGACUGUUAGAACCUGUUACAACAUCUAUCUGGCCAGUAAAAAUCUCAUUAAUCAGACGACUGCCAAAGCUACCCUUACACAGAUGCUAAAUGUCAUUUUUACACGGAUGGAAAAUCAAGCUAUACAAGAAGCCAGAGAAGCAGAAAAAACAAACCAACAGAAAUCCCAGUCUCCUGCGAUUCAAAUGGUGACAAGGUCUCCAAAGCUUGGUCACUUAAAGCACAGCUGUCAGGAAAGCAAACCUACUGCUCCUGUAAGCAUAGAAUUAACUAAUGGUGAGCCUGAGAGGACAGAAAAUGGAGACCUGAAGUCAGAACAAGAUCGUAUUCCUUCACUAUCAGAGGAAACAAGUGAUGGAGGAAAGGAAAUGGUUAAAGGCAUCUUGGAAGAUGUGGUCAAAUCAGCUGUGGAAGUGGCUGAAGAAAAGCAUUUAAUAGAAACAGUUGAGGCUCUACCUGCAUUAGAGACUGCAGAUACUGCUUUUUCUGGCUCUAAUAAUGAAAAUGUACAAACAAAUGGGAUUCCAGAUGACAGACAGUCUGUUUCCUCCACUGAUAACUUGGAAACAGAUGUACCUGGACAUCAAGCUGCUGCCAAAUUUUCCCAUGUUCUUCAAAAGGAUGCCUUCCUUGUGUUCAGGUCCCUGUGUAAACUUUCAAUGAAACCGCUUGGUGAUGGACCACCAGAUCCAAAAUCCCAUGAAUUGCGUUCUAAGAUAGUGUCUCUCCAGCUUCUUCUCUCAGUAUUGCAGAAUGCUGGUCCAGUUUUCAGGACACAUGAAAUGUUCAUCAAUGCAAUCAAGCAAUAUCUUUGUGUAGCAUUAUCUAAAAAUGGAGUCUCUUCUGUUCCUGAUGUAUUUGAGCUCUCUCUAGCCAUUUUUCUCACACUGCUGUCAAAUUUUAAGACCCACUUAAAAAUGCAGAUUGAGGUGUUCUUCAAAGAGAUCUUCCUAAAUAUUCUAGAGACCUCUUCAAGCUCUUUUGAACAUAAAUGGAUGGUGAUUCAGACUUUAACUAGAAUUUGUGCAGAUGCCCAGUGCGUGGUGGAUAUUUAUGUUAACUAUGACUGUGAUUUAAAUGCUGCUAAUAUAUUUGAACGCCUUGUAAAUGAUUUGUCUAAAAUCGCACAGGGACGAAGUGGACAUGAGUUGGGAAUUACACCUUUACAAGAAUUAAGCCUGAGGAAAAAAGGACUUGAAUGUUUGGUUUCUAUUUUAAAAUGUAUGGUAGAAUGGAGCAAAGACCUCUACGUGAACCCCAAUCAUCAGACUACCUUAGGUUCAUAUAAACCAUCUGAACAGGAAAUGAGUGAAGGUAAAUGCCUUGACAGUGGAGGAAGACGAAGUAGUGUAAGUUCCUUGGAUUCUACUGUAUCAUCAGGAGUUGGAAGUGUUGGUACCCAGACUGCUGUCCCGGAUGACCCUGAGCAGUUUGAAGUCAUCAAGCAACAAAAAGAAAUAAUUGAACAUGGGAUAGAAUUGUUUAACAAAAAACCAAAGAGAGGAAUACAGUAUCUACAGGAGCAGGGAAUGCUUGGCACUACAGUAGAGGACAUCGCACAAUUUCUGCACCAGGAAGAACGCCUCUGUUCUACUCAAGUAGGGGAAUUUCUUGGAGAAAGCAACAAGUUUAACAAGGAAGUGAUGUAUGCAUAUGUAGACCAACUUGACUUCUGUGGGAAAGACUUUGUUUCUGCUCUACGUAUAUUUCUGGAAGGUUUCCGGCUGCCAGGUGAAGCCCAGAAGAUUGAUAGAUUAAUGGAGAAGUUUGCUGCUAGAUAUAUUGAAUGCAACCAACGGCAAACACUAUUUGCUAGUGCUGACACUGCCUACGUUCUGGCAUACUCUAUUAUAAUGCUGACUACAGACUUGCACAGUCCACAGGUAAAGAAUAAAAUGACAAAGGAGCAAUACAUUAAAAUGAAUCGAGGAAUCAAUGACAGUAAAGAUCUGCCAGUAGAGUAUUUAUCUGCCAUCUAUGAAGAAAUAGAAGGAAAGAAAAUUGCAAUGAAAGAGACAAAAGAAUAUGCAAUUACAAGCAAGUGUAGUAAGCCAAAUGUAGCUAACGAGAAGCAGCGGAGAUUGUUGUACAACUUGGAGAUGGAGCAGAUGGCUAAAACAGCUAAAGCCCUCAUGGAGGCAGUAAGCCAUGCAAAGGCUCCUUUUACUAGUGCCACUCAUCUGGAUCAUGUCAGACCCAUGUUUAAGCUUGUAUGGACUCCAUUGCUGGCAGCUUACAGCGUUGGUUUGCAGAACUGUGAUGACACAGAAGUUGCAUCUCUUUGUUUGGAAGGAAUACGAUGUGCAAUUAGAAUAGCCUGUAUCUUUGGAAUGCAGCUUGAACGAGAUGCUUAUGUACAGGCGCUUGCUCGUUUUUCCUUGUUGACCGCCAGUUCUAGCAUUACAGAAAUGAAACAGAAGAACAUAGACACCAUUAAGACGCUUAUUACAGUUGCUCACACAGAUGGCAACUAUCUUGGGAACUCUUGGCAUGAGAUCUUGAAAUGUAUUAGCCAGCUGGAACUAGCACAACUUAUAGGAACUGGAGUGAAAACUCGGUAUUUAUCUGGCUCUGGGCGUGAAAGAGAAGGAAGCAUUAAAGGCUAUUCAUCUGGAGGGGAAGAAUUUAUGGGCCUGGGAUUAGGUAACCUAGUUGGAAGUGGAACUGAUAAACGGCAUAUGGCAAGCAUUCAGGAGUCUGUGGGAGAGACCAGCUCACAGAGUGUGGUGGUAGCAGUAGACAGGAUAUUUACAGGCUCAACUAGGUUGGAUGGAAAUGCAAUAGUUGACUUUGUCCGAUGGCUAUGUGCUGUUUCCAUGGAUGAGUUGGCUUCCCCACACCAUCCACGUAUGUUCAGCCUGCAGAAGAUAGUGGAGAUAUCAUAUUACAAUAUGAAUCGCAUUAGGCUACAGUGGUCAAGGAUAUGGCAGGUGAUUGGAGAUCACUUCAAUAAGGUUGGAUGUAACCCCAAUGAAGACGUUGCCAUCUUUGCAGUAGAUUCAUUAAGGCAGCUGUCAAUGAAGUUUCUUGAGAAGGGAGAACUAGCCAACUUCCGUUUUCAGAAAGACUUCUUAAGGCCUUUCGAGCAUAUUAUGAAGAAAAACAGAUCUCCAACUAUUCGGGACAUGGUAAUACGCUGUAUUGCUCAGAUGGUGAACUCUCAAGCUGGUAAUAUUCGCUCUGGCUGGAAGAAUAUCUUCGCAGUUUUUCACCAAGCAGCUUCAGACCAUGAUGGGAAUAUUGUGGAGUUGGCCUUUCAAACUACAGCACAUAUAGUUACAAAUAUUUUUCAACAGCACUUUCCAGCAGCAAUUGAUUCAUUCCAGGAUGCAGUAAAAUGCCUUUCUGAAUUUGCCUGUAAUGUAGCAUUUCCGGACACAAGCAUGGAAGCUAUUAGACUUAUUCGUUACUGUGCAAAAUAUGUUUCAGAAAGACCACAGGUAUUAAGAGAAUACACAAGUGAUGACAUGAAUGUUGCUCCUGGGGACAGAGUGUGGGUCAGAGGAUGGUUCCCUAUUUUAUUUGAACUUUCUUGCAUCAUCAAUCGUUGUAAAUUAGAUGUUCGAACAAGAGGCUUAACAGUGAUGUUUGAAAUAAUGAAGAGUUACGGCCAUACUUUCGAAAAGCACUGGUGGCAAGAUCUGUUCAGAAUUGUGUUUCGAAUUUUUGAUAAUAUGAAAUUGCCUGAACAACAAACAGAGAAAUCUGAAUGGAUGACAACUACAUGCAACCAUGCACUUUAUGCAAUCUGUGAUGUAUUUACGCAAUUUUAUGAAGCUUUAAAUGAGAUCCUUCUUCCUGACAUAUUUGCACAGUUACACUGGUGUGUAAAACAAGAUAAUGAACAGUUGGCUCGAUCAGGUACGAACUGUCUGGAAAACCUGGUAAUACUAAAUGGACAGAAAUUCAGUCCUGAAGUCUGGGGCCAAACAUGCAACUGUAUGCUAGAAAUCUUCAAAACUACCAUUCCUCAUGUAUUGCUUACAUGGAGGCCUGCAGGAAUGGAGGAGGAUUCAGCUGAAAAACACUUGGAUGUGGACCUAGAUCAUCAGUCUCUAAGCAGCAUGGAUAAAAAUGCUUCGGAAAGAGGACAGAGUCAAUUUUCAAAUCCUACAGAUGAGAGCUGGAAAGGUGGUCCUUAUACAAACCAGAAACUAUUUGCUGGCCUUCUUAUAAAGUGUGUGGUACAACUGGAAUUGAUACAAACCAUUGAUAAUAUAGUAUUUUAUCCAGCAACAAGCAAGAAGGAAGAUGCUGAGCACAUGGCUGCAGCUCAGAGAGAUGCACUGGAUGCAGAUAUCCACAUUGACACAGAAGACCAAGGAAUGUAUAAAUAUAUGUCUUCACAUCACCUCUUUAAGUUACUAGAUUGUUUGCAAGAGUCUCAUUCAUUUUCGAAAGCCUUUAAUUCAAAUUAUGAACAGCGAACAGUCUUGUGGAGAGCAGGGUUCAAGGGUAAAUCAAAACCUAAUCUCUUAAAACAAGAGACCAGCAGCUUGGCUUGUUGCUUGAGAAUACUCUUUCGAAUGUAUAUUGAUGAAAACCGCCGAGACUCCUGGGAUGCUGUGCAACAACGGCUGCUCAGUGUAUGCAGUGAAGCCCUGGCAUAUUUUAUUACGGUGAACUCGGAAAGCCACAGAGAGGCUUGGACCAAUCUACUGCUGUUGCUUUUAACAAAAACACUAAAAAUCAGUGAUGAAAAGUUUAGGGCACAUGCUUCAACAUAUUAUCCAUAUUUGUGUGAAAUCAUGCAAUUUGACCUGAUUCCUGAGCUUCGAGCUGUGCUACGGAAGUUCUUCCUGCGUAUAGGUGUUGUGUUCAAAAUCUGCAUAACAGAGGAGCAGAUACGGACAACUGGGACAAAAUUACCUCCAUGGUAGCUGAAAGUAGAGUUAGUUACUGCUGCUUGUACAUAAAGUGACGUUCUACAGAUGGAUUAAAGUGGAUGGCAGAGGGGAAAAAUGGGACCCUGGUAAAUCAACAGAGCAGCAAGUUACUUUUACCAUAAUGGCAAUUUGGGGGGAGGAAAAAAAAAUUGUUCUGUCCAUCCUACAAAAUUAUCAGCAGUCUAUUUUAUUUAAAUUGUUGCUUAUGGAGCUAAUACAGUAAAAGUAAAGUCUAUUUGUUUCAAUGCUAGUCAUACUUAUGAUCAAGUCCGUCUCUUCUUAUCUUUUAAAAAAAUUGUUCAGUCUUGCCUCCCAGCUAAAUCUUAAUCAGCUGGAAAUUACUCCUUAAUAGAAAUUAUGCCCCGUGCAAAUUAAUAUAGUUGUAUAGCCUUGCAAUGUUAGCACAUGUGUUCAAAAUAAACUAUACUGCAGUGCUAAUGACCACCUAAGAUCAUUCUGUUUUUUCUUUGUAUGCACCUGACUAGACCAGAUAGUGUAUUUAGUUUGUUGUAGACGACCUGUAGGAUGUCCCAGUUGGGAAAAGGGUUUUCGUCCUGUUUAGCAAGUCAUUUAAAAACACUUUUUUUAAUAGCAGUACUUCAUAUUCUGAAAUGUGCUUUUGUUUUUAUGGAAGGUUUUACAUCAGGAAUACUCAGUAGUAUUUACUCUGUUUAGGUCAUUAGUCUUGCAUUAAUUGAAAGCAUUAAAAAUUGAACACUUUUAAACUUUCCAUUGACUUUCAUACAUUGCUGGAUCAUGGACCAAGCAUCUAAAGUAAUACAAUAAAUGGGGUUUUGACAAUAACACCUUCUUUACCCUGGGCUAUAAUAUUCAGUAGUAAUUCUGUCUGUUUAACAAGUAACCUAUCCUUAAUACAUAUCAGGGUUGUGUCUCUUUUUAGUGCAGAUCUGAAAGUGCUGAUUGUCUUUCUUUUUCUUUUUUUUCUUUUUUUUUUCCCCUUUAUGUCUCACUUGUAGUUCCUAUUAUGAUCUGGAAAGAAAACUGAACUCUCACUGGAGUGCUCUAUCAAAUUUCAACUUAAGCUCAUACAUGUACUGUAACAGUUUCCAAUACACUUCUGUGCUUGGAAGUACCUAUAAAACAAAUGUGGCUUAACAUUACAGCUUGGUUUGCCCUAUGAUUUUUUUUUUUUUUUUUUUUAAGAAAGACUUCAGUUUUCUGUGGUAAUAUGAUACCAAUUUUAACUGAAGUACUGCAGAGCUGAGUUCUGUCCUCUGACCAAUUUUAAUUGCAAGUUGAGCUUUCUCUAAGCAAAGCAUGGCAGAUAGGAGGGUAGGUGCCACUUCAUGAAAUACAGUAAUAUAUUCAGCACUAUGCUAACUAUAUCAGGAACCCUGAAGUAUAACAGUAUUUUAAAAUAAAGAAUGGUAUUAAUGGUAUUUUUCAUUAGAAGUUGAGUUUCCUGGUGGGGCAGCCAUAGUUGAAGUAGUGUUGGGAUAUUCCCCUUUCAGAGCUGUUGAGUAUGGGUGUUUGCUUUAAGCUUUCUUCAAAGGUUCAAAUGCUGCUCUUUCAGUAAGCCAAUUUUUCCUACUUAAGCAGUGUUUGGGAGUGUUUUUGCAGAACACUACUGGUAAGGUUUUCACAUUAUAUAUAUUUUUUUUUUUAACCAAAGAAAAGUAAAUGGCAGUUGUAGCUUUUUAAUAUUUAAAUGCCUGUUAAAUGUAUACAUUAACGUUUAGAAAAAAGGAAUACGUGGCUAUAUUUUUACCUUAAGGAAAGACUGAAAAAUUAGUAAUGCCUAUAUUCACCUUGCUGCAUUUGAAAUGUCCUUUUGUGUUGCAUUUAGUGUAGCUGUUCACUCCCUUGUAAUGUCAUUUCAUCAAUUACAGUAAAAAUGAAGUAUUUAUUUUGAUACUAUUUAAAUAUUUAAAUGAACUAUUCUUUCUUCCUGUCCUAGAUAGUCCUAAAUAAAGUAUUUGAAACUUUAUUUGAAACUUUGUUUUUCAGAUUUUGAAUGUGUCACAGCCUCAUUGAAUGUACACCCUUUGGUCCUGUCAAAACACAGUUUUUCUAAGUUGCAUGCUUUCUCUGUAUAUUUCAGUUUUGAAAGCCUUACAACUUGUCUUGGAAAUAGUCUCUUAAUUUUCAGAUCUUAAAUUAUUUUACACAUGCAUCAUAGGCUUUAUUAAGUAAAGCUUUUAUUUAUACCAUCUGUAAACUGCUGAAAUUAGGUACAUGACAUCAGAACCAUUCUAGAUUUAUGCUGUGGUGCAUGAAGGAGAUAGGGACUGGAAUGCAAUAGGAUUACAACAGCCUUAAUCCUGUCAUAGUUUUGUGGAAUUGACUGUACACAUAAAGCAAUAAGAAUGUGUUAAGUGUAAUAUCUGGAACAGUUGUGUUUACAUCAGCUGUUUAGUUUCCCUUAUACACUCAGAAAGAGCAUAAUCCGUAGACAUUUUAAUGAAGCUAAUAAUGCUGAGCCAAAACUCCUGAAGCAAUCACUGCUGGUUCUGAUCUUCUACUGGACUGCUGAUGCUGACUGUAGCUGCCUCUGGUAGUUUUAUUGGCUUCAGUGGAUCUGUAUGAAUGAGAACAGCAUUCUUUGUCAGCAUAUCCUGGAAGAGAUCAAGGCCUCUAUGUGCAAUACAUGGAGAAACUAUUAAAAAAUAGCUUUUAGAGAUUUCAAAUGGUGUUAUGCUACAAAUCAUAGCUAAAUCAGCUUAUAAUUUAAUGGUAUAAAUGGAGAGACUCUCCAUGGUAUUUUACUACUACUUACUGUGCAGCCCUCUAUGAAAUAGAGGAGGCAGGAUGCUAAUGAACCCUAAAAAACCCCUUUCCAAGAAAGAACAUAACUUUUGAAACAAAGGUUUUGUUACCUGUAUGUCUCAUAUCUUGCUGUGUUAACAGAACAGUUAAAAUGGCUUUCAGUAAUACAACCAAACACCCCUGAAUAUACAGCUCAGUCUUACAGUAAUUUUAAGAAUUAGAAAAACUUACAGUACCUUUACUCUGAAGUAAAACUAAGCUCUUUUCUCAUCAAAAAUGCAGCCUUCUGUAAUAUGUAAAUUGUUUGUUCUGCGCCUUUAAUGUUAUUUUUGUGCAAAAUGUAUGUUUUUAAAUAUUUUAAAUGGCUAUGGUUUUUUUGAGAUCUCCACAUUAAAUGCAUUUAAUAUCAAUAACUUGAAAGAGCAUUCCCUUGUCCAACGGAUGUAUACACUUUUGAGAGAAUAGUGACUUCUCUGGAAGGCUAUGUAAAGUUUUCUACAUUUAAAAAAAUGUAUAUUAUUACUAAAAUACUCCAUGCUUUAAUCAAGUGGUAAAUCAAUAAAGUUUUCCAAAGCGCA